AUGCUGUCGGAUGUUAUGGUCGGCCACGAACGAGACCAUAGCCCAAAAGUGGUAGAUCUCGCUAGUAUCAACGAAAUCCCGGGAAAUAUGCCUGCUCCUCCGUCGAAGGAGAAUAAGAAGCAGGUCGAAGCCAAUGGUCAGACCGGCGCAAAUGGCAAUAUUCCUCCGCCAAAGACAGACAAGCCGAGACCUCAUGUCUGCACCACCUGCGGUCGCUCCUUCGCGCGAUUGGAGCACUUGAAGCGUCAUGAGCGCUCGCACACCAAGGAGAAGCCCUUCGAAUGUCCUGAUUGCGCGCGAUGCUUUGCUCGCCGUGAUCUGUUGCUGCGGCACCAGCAGAAGUUGCAUAUGACGACGACUCCGUCCUCCCGGCCCAGGAAUGGUCGCCGAGAGAGUACGGGGGCUGCGGGUGCGGGUGCGGGCGCCAAUCGGGUGCGCAAGAACUCUAUCGCUAACAACUCCUCCUCGAUGCGGCCUCGUGCCAAUACUAUUAGCCACAUCGGUGGAACGGCGUUGGGCCUUCCCGAUGCGAGCAAUCAGUCUUCUGCGCCUGGUCAAUCCGGCCACGCAUACCACCCCAGCCUAGGAUCUUCGCUCGGCUCCAGUGUGGACUAUAGGGGGUUCAGCUCCGGCCAUCCCCCCGUGAAUGGCCUGACCAAGCUGGAAACGUCGGGCCUCCCCGUGGAUAUGUCCGGGGGAUUGCGAACAGCGCCCGUGUACGGGAGCUUCGACAUGGGUAUCGAUGGUAUGCUCAUGGGUCAUGGCAGUACCAUCAAUCCUGCUCAAUUACACUUUGCAGGUUCUCCACAGGGCUUUGGUGACUCCCCUUCCUCCCCAUUUGGCCACCACCCCCAUGGCUUGCCUUCCCACGCGGAUCCCAUGAUGGACGAGGAAAUGAACUUUGACUGGAUGAAUGGCUUCGACGCGGCCGUGGCGUUGGGAAACGGUAAUGACUCGGUCAUCGACGAGUCCUCGCCGUCGGCAAUGAGCACGGGCAGCCAGAGCGGCAUCAGUGAGGCCAUGCUGGACGGACCCAAUCGCAUUCCCAUUUCUAACGGUUGGCACAACCCGUUCCCCUCACACACGGCGGCUGCAGCCAACCAAUUUGCGAUCGACUUCUCGCCGACGACGCUGAAUGAAUUGGGGAUCCCGCCAGAGACCGUCUCGCCCAAGUCGCUGAUGGCCCAGAACCCGUUCGCGGAGACCUAUGCCACACCCCCAUCCAUGACCUCGGUCGGCCAGCCCAUCUUGGGAGGACACUCGCAGAGUAUGUUUUCAUCCUCUAUGGCAACAAGCGGAGAAUCUCCUAAUCCUUUCAACGUUCCUUUCCCGAAUAGUGCCCUACGAAGUCAACAUUCCCCCAUCUCAACGGAUACCUUUACAGACUCCACACGACAGGCUCUAUUAGCGAGCAUGUCCAAACCCGCUGGCUUCAAUCAUCGCAAGUACUCUCAACCCGCUUCUGGACUCCUCCAUAGUCGUGAGCUGUUUACCCGCUCGACUGGCUUCAACAGCUCCGGUCAAUUGCCCAGCACCUCGGAUAUGCAGCGCUACAUCUCGGCCUACAUCACAUAUUUCCACCCCCACUCACCGUUUCUUCAUAUCCCAACCCUCAAUUUCCAGGCCCCCGAAUAUACGAGUAGCCUGCGCAUGCCUAGCGGGCAUCUCAACCUUAGUUCAACCGGCGUCGCAGGAGGCGGUGGCUGCUUGAUUCUCUCAAUGGCUGCCAUCGGUGCUUUGUACGAAUACGACACUGCUGCGUCCAAGGAUUUAUUCGAGGCCGCGAAAAAGAUGAUUCAAUUGUAUCUGGAAGAGCGACGAAAGGCUGACAUGUCUGCUGCGUUGAGCCGUUCCAACUCUGUCCGGGAUAACUCGGUGCACAACACUCCACUGUGGCUCGUACAAGCUAUGCUGUUGAAUGUGAUUUACGGUCAUACGUGCGGGGACAAGACGUCUGCAGAUAUUGCUAGUACCCACUGUGCUGCUCUUGUUAGCUUGGCACGCGCUGCAGAGUUGACCCAUCAUCUGGGUCCCAAGAACCUGCCGCAAGACCAUCUUAACUCUGGAUUUGCCACGUCGGGUUCAUCGGAUAUGGAGAACUGGAUGUCAAACUCAUUUGGCCAGCCAGAGGAACGACGUGAUUGGUUAAACUGGAAAGUGGUGGAGGAACGGAAGCGUACACUCUACGCAAUCUUUGUCCUCUCCAGCUUCCUGGUUUCCGCAUACAACCACGCGCCCGCUCUGACAAACUCUGAGAUCAGGCUUGAAUUGCCUUGUGAAGAGGACCUCUGGGCAGCCGAGUCGCCCCAGGCGUGGAAGAAGAUGGGCGGGCAGACCGCCACCACGAAGGGCGUUUCUUUCUCGGCUGCUUUGACGUCUCUUUUGACCGCCAGUCAACGUGAGCAGCAGAACCAAUCUUCGAACUCGUUCUUCGGUGGCGAUAGCGCGGAUGAUCCGACGAAUGCUGAGAACCGGCCUAGUACGUUUGGCUGUCUAGUUCUCAUCUAUUCUCUGCACAACUAUAUCUGGGAAACGAGGCAGAGGCAUAUGGGCCGUCAGUGGACCGCCCAAGAGACCGACGCCAUGCAAUCACAUAUCGAGCCGGCCUUAAGAGCAUGGCAGGCAGCGUGGGCUAGCAACCCUGUCCACAGCCUGGAACGUCCCAAUCCAUUCGGAGCGGGUCCGCUGUCAGCGGAUAGCAUCCCGCUCCUGGAUUUGGCAUAUGUUCGGCUGUUCGUCAACCUGGGCCGGUGCAAGGAGGCGUUCUGGCAACGGGAUUGGAACGGCAUGGCGGAUGAGCUUGCACGGGGCACAGAGGUCUUCCAGCAAGCCGACGGCCCCAUCAAUGAUGUGGUAGACCCUUCUCUCACCGGCUCGCUCGAUGCUCGGAGAGGGUCUAUGAACGACUUGGGCGUCGGCGAGCUAGCGAUUUCCAAAAAUGACCAGCCCAUGCAGUCUCUUUCAAGUGUGUACAAGACUGGUCAGUCCAAGCGAGAGAAGCACCUCCGCAAAGCAGCCUUCUAUGCUGCAGACUCGAUCUCCAUGUCCGACCGCCUUGGCAACACAUUCGCCGAGUUCUCAUCCCGGGAACUUCCCAUCCAAUGCGCGAUGUGCGCCUUUGACUGUGCCCAAGUCCUCGCCGAAUGGAUCACCACCGUUCAGGAACGUGUUGGUCCCUAUCUCGGCAUCCUAGGGCGUGAUGACAUCGACCUGACCCAGGUCCCGGGGGUCAUGCUUCUCGAAGACGAGGACUGCAAACUCAUCGAAAAGAUCAAGGAUAUCCUCAGCAGCAUUGAGACGAAGAUGCAGCGCACUGUGCAGAACAGCAACUCCAUGUCUGUGCUGAGCGUCAUGCAACGCCUGCCCAGCGUCGUGGAGGGUGGGUACGGGUGUAAAAUAUUGAUUGCUACGGCAAGUCUGCUUGACCGGGCGGCUGUGUGGCCGGUGACGAAGUUGAUGGCGCGUUCGCUCGAGGCGCAGGCCAUGCGAAUGAAAGAGCGUGCGGAGCAUUCGAGCUCGCAUGGUGCUAUGAUGACUUCUUAA
Penicillium canariense is the source of this 3543-nucleotide messenger RNA. It is a transcript of the gene amdX, whose product is annotated as putative C2H2 transcription factor (AmdX). The transcript has 2 exons. Gene Ontology annotation, cellular component: chromatin. Gene Ontology annotation, molecular function: zinc ion binding; DNA-binding transcription factor activity, RNA polymerase II-specific; RNA polymerase II cis-regulatory region sequence-specific DNA binding. Gene Ontology annotation, biological process: regulation of transcription by RNA polymerase II; DNA-templated transcription. Bases 1 to 3543 code for a protein of 1180 amino acids. NCBI's taxonomy places the organism in Eukaryota, Fungi, Ascomycota, Eurotiomycetes, Eurotiales, Aspergillaceae. The record is from RefSeq and is a predicted model, not a curated record.